AUGGCAUUACAGAAGAUGCCCUUAAUUUUGACAUUUGCCAUAGCUAUGCUUUUGAGUAUGACAGUCUUGUCAAUUGCUGACAAUGAAUGUGACGAGGAUAAAUGUGACAGCGAUAAAUCACAUCAUUUCUGCAUUGGAGAACGAGUAGAGGGCGAUCGUCUCGUUCUGAAAAAAGCCGUAUAUAAACAACAAGAAGGCAUAUGUUAUCACCAGGAGAGAUUCUCAGUCCCGAAUAAAAGGGAGAUGAAAAUCACUAAGGUUGUUGCUGAAGAUCAGAUGACUGAUGGCACUGGAGCCUAUUGCGAGCUUAUUAAGGGUGGUGUAAACGAACCUAAUGUCACUUUGGAAUUUUCUAACAUGAUCAACGGCAAGAUUGACUUUGUUGUUAAGUUAUACGCAUGA
Messenger RNA from Belonocnema kinseyi, 402 nucleotides. RefSeq names its product probable salivary secreted peptide. NCBI's taxonomy places the organism in Eukaryota, Metazoa, Arthropoda, Insecta, Hymenoptera, Cynipidae. Bases 1 to 402 code for a protein of 133 amino acids. The record is from RefSeq and is a predicted model, not a curated record. The transcript has a single exon.